CAUUAAGCAGUGAUUGGGCGCAGGCUGCAAUAAAUGCAGCCUCUCUGCUUCACACACACAUGCAGAGCAAAGUAGCUUCAGGGCAGUUGGGCUACUGUUGCUUUGACCUGGCUGUAAACUUUGCCACACAGAAAUGGCUUGUGGUGUUUAUUUGGGGAUCUUCCUGAUUUUUGUAGUUCAAGCAGAGCAUGUAUGCUGUUUGUUGGCUUCACAAGCUCAGAGCUCCCAGAGACAAAAUGGCAACGCAUAUGUUGGCUUCUCGCAAUGGAACAGUGGACUUGGUGGCAGCUAUCCCCAGAAUCAACUCAGACAGGCCUCAGUUUCUCCAGGCUCAGCCCAGAGUGGUAGCCUCAACACCAGGACUGCAGUUAUCAGUGGUUAUGGCCAGGGAAUCUCCAGUAGUGGCCACACACAAACUGUUUCACAGCCAGCCAAAAAUGGCUAUGCUUCAGUCAGGUUAGUGCAGAGCAGCUCGGUGUCAAAACCUAACUGGCAAACGUUUAAGUUACAUCGGGUGAAUGAACAAAAGUCACCAAAACAGUUUUUUGGCCUUUCUACUGCUAUUGCAAGUGGAAGUUCUGUGAGUAAGUAUGAUCAGAAGAGAACCAAGCCAGCUCAGCAGGAUAACUCACGUACUAGCAAGUAUCAGUCCAGCAGUUAUGCAUCUGCUCAGAGUCCUCCUAGGGCAAGCUACUCCUACAAGUCAACGGCACAGAAAGCUCCAGCUGCUGCAAAAACGGCAACCUACCAGUCUUCCAGCCUGUUCAGCAGCGGUGCUCCUGCACCAAACAGAAGCCCCGUAAGGACGAAAACAUCAGCCAGUGCCCCUGCUAGAAGAGUGACUCCACGUCGUGGGUCUGACGCAUCGAAACCCUCCAGUUUCUCAUCGCUUCAAAACCAGGGAACUAGAAACAACCCCAGCCAGACCGGGGCUGGGAAACCAUACAGAAGCAAACUGUUUUCUGUGAAUGCAGGAAACGCCAAAGAGACCUACAAGCCUACUUCUACGUCCAACAUGGCCUCAAGCUAUGGAAGUUAUGGCCGAUCUCCUUCAGUGUCUGAUAAACAAAGUGUUUCCACCAGCUUCCAGCCACGUGGUGUGGUGCCCUCAAGUCAGAGGUUGAGCUACAGCAGAAACCCGGUGCAGGGAGCUCAUAACCCUCCUGCCUCCGGGAGUCAGCGCUUUGCCCCAUCCAAAGUCCACAACAUCCCAGAACGCUACGGUGGCUCUCCCAUCAGACGGCUGAGGGAUCCUGAUAACCAGAGGGAAGUGAGUGUGAGGAAGCCACAGCAGACUUACGUGUCUUCCCUGCGGCAGGUGGCUCGGCAGUCCUAUGUGGCUCCUCAACAGCAGGCUGCACCUGAAAAACCACGGGAAAACAAAUGGCAGAGGAUCAGGAUGAGGCCACAGCUUGGACAGUAGCAGGUGCAGCAGGUGUCCUGUGAGUUUUUUGAAAUAAAUUAUUUUAAAUUUCUUGCA
Molecule: messenger RNA, 1480 nt
Organism: Epinephelus lanceolatus (giant grouper)
Lineage: Eukaryota; Metazoa; Chordata; Actinopteri; Perciformes; Serranidae
Source: RefSeq, a predicted model, not a curated record